CAACCAUGAAGUUUGCUCUCUACCUCAUUGCCAUCUUUGGAUGCGCAACGGCUCAAUUCAGCUCGACUGCUCAGACUGCAAUUGUCAAGGCUCAUAAUGACCUGAGAUCUGCAAUUGCUCUCGGGAACUACGAUGCUGCUGGAACUAUCGAGCCACCUGCAGCUAACAUGCGAAAAAUUAAAUGGGAUUCCACUGUGGCAAGCUCUGCUCAACAAUACGCCAAUACAUGCCCAGACGAUCAUUCUGGAACUGAAUACGGAGAGAACCUCUAUUGGUCCUGGUCCUCUUCGGCUCCAACCAGUCUUGACAAAUUUGGAGUUGCUGCAUCAAACUCAUGGGAAAAGGAGUUCCAGGAUUACGGAUGGGAGUCCACAUACAUGGAUGCUGACCUCUUCGACUCUGGAAUCGGACAUGCUACUCAAAUGGCGUGGGCUGAAACUAACAAGAUCGGAUGUGGUGUUAAGAAUUGCGGAAAGGAUUCUUCAAUGAACAAUAUGUACAAGGUCGCAGUGGUAUGCCAGUACGAUCAAGCUGGAAAUAUGAUGGAUUCGGAUAUCUACCAGUCUGGAGACACUUGCUCGUUCUGUCCAUCUGGAUCAAAAUGCGAGGAGGCAUCUGGACUUUGCCCAUAAUUUUUUUGCCGAAUUUUUUUUGUCUGUAUAAUUUUUUCCGUUCUUUUUUCGUUUCGAGUAAAAACUUCAUUAUC
Messenger RNA from Caenorhabditis elegans, 706 nucleotides. It is a transcript of the gene scl-12, whose product is annotated as SCP domain-containing protein. The coding region runs from base 6 to 632 and encodes 208 amino acids. The record is from RefSeq and is marked reviewed. The transcript is spliced from 4 exons. NCBI's taxonomy places the organism in Eukaryota, Metazoa, Nematoda, Chromadorea, Rhabditida, Rhabditidae.